Parathielavia appendiculata is the source of this 1190-nucleotide messenger RNA. RefSeq lists its product as uncharacterized. The record is from RefSeq and is a predicted model, not a curated record. Bases 246 to 881 code for a protein of 211 amino acids. Lineage: Eukaryota; Fungi; Ascomycota; Sordariomycetes; Sordariales; Chaetomiaceae. The transcript has a single exon.
CGCCGAGUUAGCAAGUGAACUUGCCUAGGUCUCCGCCGGGCGUGACUUGCUGAGAGCUGGUUGCCAGCGCCCACAACCGCCGGCUGACUUUAAGCGCUAUCGAUUCCCUCACUGCUUCUACCAAAGGAAACCACUCGCCAAGCCGUCGCGCCGUCACUUCAAGCUUGCAAGGGCUAAUUAUAUGAAGACCACCGAAGCGUCUGAAGCCCGUUAAGCGCAGAGCCCAACCCAGUCCAAGACAUUUCAUGAUCGUGGCCAUGGCCACGCCAACAUAUCCUUCUUUUACACAAUGUAGGCAACAUUCCCGGCCGUUAUCGCGACGGCAUGCUUGUCCACUCAAAUACCAGUCCAGUUGGUCCAGCUGGCAACCGCCGUACAUGCGGGGUACCAUCUCAUCGAAUUCAGGCUUUGGCAGGGCAGAACUAAAGCUCAAAGCCAAGUUCGCGACUGGGAGGAUAGAAGGCGGGAACAAAGGCGCCAAGCUGCCGAACCUCGUGCAAGCGCCUGCAAGAGGAGGAGAGCCUCGAGGAGGAAGAGCUGUACCAACGCCGGCCAACACCAACUCCAGAGGAUCCGACUUGACACAUCAACUGACCAACCUCGACCCAUUGUCGCACCCGAACUUGAACCGGAUUCAGAGAGGAAAGGGCACUCUCAAACAAUAUUCACGAUGUGCCAGCCGCCUACGAGUUUGCGAAGUUGUCGAAAGAAUCACUCUAGGAAUGUACCGAGCUGCGGCAUCCCGCCCACUGCCACCGUCUGUCGCAGAAUGGACCGACUAUGAUGGCGGCGGUAUGGUCGUCACUGUGCCGCCCACACGGCUGAGAUCUUCAGAAACGCCGCCACACAUUCCUUGGCCACUGUUCAGUCUACCUUUUUGAGGUAUAGCCAAAUCCCCAAAAUACACGUGAUCGGCCGCACAUGGCAACUCGAUGUAUUCUUCCAGCGAAACGCGAUCGGUACUAGUAGCAGCAGUGAGGUCGAUCAUGUCCUAGCAAAUAAGUGAAAAUAUCAAUUUGUCUGAACCUGUAUGUGUCUGUGGCCUCGAACUGUCCAGAUCAUCAUCGCAGGCUGGGCGACGUCCGCCACAAUCUGCCUUACUGGAAUAUCCGGGGCGACGGCCAUGACAACACUUGAUUCGUCGACUAGGAGAAAGGCCCUUGUGUCAUCGAUGACAGCAAAGCCGGCUC